AUGCUGAUCACCAAAGAACACCACGACGUCCCGCACGCGCUCAACCCCAAUGGCCGCCCGAUCCGCAUAUUCGUGAUAUCCCCCAACGUCCCCGGAUAUCCGUCGGCCAACGAACCACGUUCCAGCGAGAUCUAUCAGGUCACCGGGCCUGUCGAACGAUUCGCUGGCCAGAUCGCUAGUCAAGGAUAUGUCGUCGCGUGCCCUUCGAGCUUUCAUGAGUUUGAAGGACCUGAACCUAUCCCGUACGACGUCGAAGGUACCGAUCGCGGGAACAAGUACAAGAUUGAGAAAGAGGUUGCCGCAUAUGACGAGGAUGCAAAGCUGUCCGUGGAUCUUCUCUGUUCGCUCAAGAAUUGCAACGGACGGAUAGCAGCUACCGGAAUGUGUCUUGGAGGACAUUUGGCACGCCCCUUCCAGGCUGCGUUUGAUCCCCGCGUGCUUUCCUCCGUAUGCUUCUUUGCGACGGACAUCCACAGCGCUACCCUCGGCAAGGGCAAGAAAGACGAUUCGCUCGAGAAGGUUCGCAAAGGUGAUCUCACGGGCAAGGGCGAGUUGGUUAUGAUCUUCGGCAAACAAGACACCCACGUCCCACGUGCCGGCCGCGACCUCAUCCGCAAAGAACUAGAGGAUGCGAACGUUAUCGUUUCGUUCUUGGAAGUCCAAGCUCAGCAUGCGUUCAUCCGCGACGAGUCCUCCAAGGGCCGCUGGGAUGCCGCACUAACUCGCUCGCUGUUUGGAUAUAUGCUCGAGGUGUUCGAGCGCACAGUCGGUAGGGACCUAGGACCCAAGGCUGGGGGGCCCCAAGAAAUAGAACACGUCUGCUGA
Molecule: messenger RNA, 825 nt
Organism: Punctularia strigosozonata HHB-11173 SS5
Lineage: Eukaryota; Fungi; Basidiomycota; Agaricomycetes; Corticiales; Punctulariaceae
Product: dienelactone hydrolase
Exons: 11
Coding region: 1-825 (274 amino acids)
Molecular function (GO): hydrolase activity
Source: RefSeq, a predicted model, not a curated record